This is a messenger RNA of Drosophila navojoa, 5373 nucleotides long. It is a transcript of the gene Nup153, whose product is annotated as nucleoporin 153. NCBI's taxonomy places the organism in Eukaryota, Metazoa, Arthropoda, Insecta, Diptera, Drosophilidae. Gene Ontology annotation, cellular component: nuclear pore. Gene Ontology annotation, biological process: protein import into nucleus; RNA export from nucleus. The record is from RefSeq and is a predicted model, not a curated record. Gene Ontology annotation, molecular function: structural constituent of nuclear pore.
AUAUCGGCGCCAUUUUAUUUCUCGUCGCUCGUCACUCGCUCAAUUUCUAUCCGCUACUCGUUGCGCCUUGGACACACGCGUUUUCCAAAUCGUGAUUUUUUUCGCUCUCAGUUUAUUUUUUACUGUGCGAAUUAAACAAUUCAAUCAGUUUAGCAAUCAAUUCGCGAUAUAUUUAUGCUGGUCAACAAAUGACAAGUGCAUCUAAUGCCCUAGCUUUGUGCGCUCAUAAAUUAAAUUAAGUACGUGAGUUGUGCGUUUUUUUUUUGUUGAGCCGAAUGCAAAGUACGACGGCGACGCACAGUUCGACCGCAACGCGACGUUGAUGUCAGUUUAAGUGUGUGAGUGUUUGUGUGUGUGCAAUAAAAAAACUACAAAUUGCGAAAGAGCAAAAAAGCAAGGCAAAAAAAAGGAAAAGACAUAUUUCUACGUUCAGCAAUAAAAAAAAAACGGACGCGAGAGCCCAAAGACUGCGUAAAACAUACAAAAGAGGCGCGCGGCGUGAAAUGCGCUAAUAAAGUAAUAACAGCCCAUCAUUUGUUUGGGGAGGGGAGGGUUUGGCGUGCGAUUGUAUGCUUGUGUUCAGUGUUGCAUUUUGUGCGUGCACGGGGGGCCGGCUAAAAUCCAAUGAUGUCCGCAUUUGUGGAUGGCCAACAACAACCACAAGAAGAACUGCAACAACAACAAACUCAAACGCCGCGCACUCCACUAAGACUUACUAAUGAAGCCGGUAACAAUAAUAACACCAGCAGUAGCAGUAGUGGUAGCAGCAGCAGCGGCAGCGGCAGCAAACCCAGCAGCAAUAAUAAUUCCAUCAUGGGCAAAGUAAAAUUGCGCGUAUCUAGUAUACUUCCGGAUUCUCUGAGCAAAUGGUUCUCACCCAGUGCUGUUGGUAAUCUAAAUGACAGUGCCACAGAACAAGAAUCCUCAACAUCAAACUCACAGUCGUCGUCGCAACAGUCAACGGCUCAGCACAAUGGCAGCGCCUUGCUGACCACACAAUUCAAACCGAAACGCAGUCGUCGUCGCAUACAACUGGAAGCCGAUGAUGCUGGUGAUAAUGCCGUCGAUGAUGGCACCAGUGCACAGGAUCUGAAUGAAGAGGAAGUCCAGCUGGCCGAUAAUAUAGCCGAACAUGAUCUGGCCGGCGAGGAUGAACAGACGCUCCGCAACGAAUAUAAUGUUAGCCUGCUGCGUAAACGUCAAUUGAUAGCCAGUGACGACGACGACGAUGAUGAUGAUGAGGAUGAGGAGGGCGAGGACGAGGACGACGAUGAGCUCGAUGAGGGCACACACCAGAAUAACCAUCGAAUUCAGCAGGCAAAUCGCAGUGUUAAUUAUCGCAGUAGUACGGCACAGCCGCUACAAAAACGCAAACGUAUUGAGCCGCCUGAAACUACGUUCAGCCCUCAGUUCAGCGCCCAACAACGUCGUCCUCCACAGCUGCUUUCCUCGACGCCCGCCAAUAGCGAGGCUGUGCGCAGCAAUGUGACACCUCAUCGAUUCUCGUCGCACUUGAACCUGUACGGAAAUCAGCGUCAGCGGGAGCCCGCCUUCACCUUCCUGUCCACCUCGAUCGGUGGCAACAGCAGCAGCAUCAGCAACACCAACAUCAUCAACGAAGCAGCUGUUGCCACCAGCGGUGAUUUGCCAAUGAGCUCGCGACGCUCGUUGAAUAUUGCGCCAAUGACUGAACGCCGCGAGACGGCGCUGCCCAGCUAUAAGCGACAAUCGCUGCUGGGUCAUCGCGGCCUGACGCCCAACUGGCGCAGCUAUCAGGCCAUCAACGAGGAGCUGCCCAUCGAGGAGCAACAGCAGCAGCAGCAGGCAAACAAUAAUAAUAAUAAUACUAUAAAAUUAGCUAAACGUAGCACAGAUUUGCAAUCUGAAUGCGAGAGUACUGAGAGCCAGGCAACAGCUGGACGUAUGCACAACAACAACAAUAAUAUCAACAGCGAGAACAGCAUCGUCAGCCAGAAUAACAAUAGCAAUAGCAAUUCGUUAUUUUAUGGCAAUUUACAGAGCCGCAAAUCGGUAUUCAAACAAAAUUUGAGCUCAUCAAUGCUGCAACAAAACCAACAUCAUAAUUCAACAUUAUCGCUCAACUCAUUGAAUAAUCGUCGCCGUUUCAAUGCCUCGAUAUAUGGCAGCACAUCGGCAUUGAGCGAUAGCCGACUGUUAAGCACCACCAGCAGCAACAGUAACAGUAUCCUAGCUGGGAAUUCACCAUUCUAUCAGGGACCCACCGCCUUUGGCGGCAGUUCGGCAAACAAUCGUUACUUUAGUCAAGGCAAUUUGACAAACAUUAUCAAUUCUGGUGGCAGUUCGCCGGCGGCAUCGAAUAGCGAUGGCGUUUGCAGCAACAGCAAUCAGCAAUCGCUUGUGGGACGUCAUCAUAAAAUUGGCGGCAACAUUGGCCGGUAUGGCUUGAAUUCCGUCGGUGUUCUUUACCCUGGGAAUCCCUCUUCAAAGGGCGGUGUCAACGACAGCAGCGGCACCAGUGCGUCUAGCCUGUCGUACACAGCUAAACGUAUACUCGAUCUGCUUGAGAAUCAUCGCACACCUCUAAUGGAUGCCAAGAAAAUGGGCAGCACUUUGCGUGAACAUAAGAUGCAGCGAACUUCUAGAAAUUUAAAGAACGGCACCAUCAGCAGCAACAACCAUUGCAACAAACCCUACGCCUAUCCAAAUCAUUCGAUUGCCGCCACCGGCAACAACAACAGCAUCUGCAACAGCACCGCUGCCGAAUUAGGUUGCAAGUCGAACCUGAUGGUGCCGACCAUGUUGCAAUUGCUUGAUCGUCGUCGCUUGACUCGUGUACCGUCACGUUCUUUGACAGAUACCAAGGAGCUGGACGAGCAACAGAAGCUGCAUCAUCGCCCACAGUCACAAGAGCAGCAAGAAAUGCAACAGCCGCAGCAACAACUGACUGCAAAUGCGACAUCAAGCAGUUUCAAUCAUAGCAACAGUUCAACGAACUUGGGCUCGGGGACCCAGAAUCAUACGAAUAAGAUACGUUCACGUCUAUCUCAUCAGGUGCGCAAGGAUGCGCGCAGUGCUGAGGAGCAAAAGAUGCCACCAGCACCAAUCGAUUUGCCCAACAUUCGUUUCCCGAUGAUGGCCAGUGAGCCGAAAUUCGAUUUGAUUAUUGCACCGUCGGAUGGACUAGCAACGACUUCAGCCGAUCAGCAAGACAAGUUGCCUGACCUCAACAACGACAACAACGAUAGCAGCAGCUGCAUCAACAACUAUCGUCGCGGUCAUUUUCUAUUCGAAUCACCGAUUCCAGUUUUAUGCGUCAAUCCUAACGAGGAUCCAUCACAACUCCAAAAACGCAUUAAGCUAGUUGCAUACACAUUCUCGGAGCCCUGCCCAAUGGAUGCCGCGAAGCUGAGUGCUGAGCCCAAAGCGUUGCAAUUCAAUGGUGAAUCAACAACAACCACCACCACGACCACCACCAACACCACCACCACCACCGCCAGCAGCAGCACGAAUAGCAAAAGCAAUGAUAACAAAUUGCCAGAGUCAACGUCAACAUUUGGAUUUGGUGAUCAGUUCAAGAAAUCCGCCAGCGAAUGGGAGUGCGAGGCGUGCAUGUUGCGUAACAAGCAGGAGUUGCAGAAAUGUAUUGCCUGCGAAUCGCCCAAGCCAACGGCAAAGCCAGCAGCUACAUCGGCAACAGCAACAUCAGCAACUGCUAUGCCAGCAGCCACACUCGGCUUUGGGGAUCGAUUCAAGCAACCGAGCAACAAUUGGGAGUGCAGUGCGUGCAUGUUGUCGAACAAGGAUGAGCGUAGCAAGUGCAUUGCAUGCGAGACGCCGCGCAAGACGAUCAGCACUGACUGCAAAGUGAGCAUCGCCAAUAUUGCGGGCAGCAACAGUGUUAGCAACAGCAGCAGUAGCGGCAGCAGCAACAGCAACAACAACGGCUUUGGGGAUGCCUUCAAGCGUCCGUCCAAUAUGUGGGAAUGCAGCAGUUGCAUGAUCCUAAGUCCGGCUACUGUUACGGAAUGUCCUGCCUGUCAGACGCCAAAUCCCAAGAGCAACAGCACCGCUCCCAGCACCACCAACAACACCGGCAGCAGCUUUAAGUUUGGUUUUGCCAGUGCCGAAAAUGUUGAGCCGCCGAAACCAGAUGCUGGCUUCCAGCAACUGAUCAAGGCCCAAAAGGCGAGCACCUGGAGUUGCGAAGCGUGCAUGGCGCAGAACGAUGAGAGCCGUAAAAAAUGCAUUUGCUGUGAGCAACUGAAGCCGGGCGCAACGGCGGAAGCAGUCGGAACGGCGGAUGUGCCCAAGUUUAUGUUCGGCUUUCCAGCUAAAUCGACAGCAGCGGAAACAACAACAACAACAUCUGCUGCUGCAAUAACCACGUCAGGCACAGAAACAAGCUCUGCACCAGCUACCUCGUCGUUCACAUUUGGUUUUGCAGCAGCAACAACGGCUGGCAAGGAUGUGGCCGAUAGCAACAAGCCGCAAGCAGCAGUAACAACGACAACAACAACAGCAGCAGCAGCAGCUGCCACACCAACAAAAGCAGCAACAGCAACAUCAACAUCGAUAGCCAGCUUUGCAUCACCAUCAGCGAUAGUUACUACAGCGACUGGCUUUGGAUCUGGCUCAACAGCGCCAAAUGCUGGCAACGGACCCAUCUCCACGCUCUUUGGCAAUGUGAACAGCCCGUUCAGUUCGAAUACUGGCGGAGUAGCAAAUAGUGUCGGCAGCAACAGCAUCACCUCGCCGUUAACAAACAUAUUUGGUGCCGGCAAUAACACUCAGAAGCCAGCAACUGGAUUAGGAGCAACAGCAACACCACCAUCAACCGGAGCAACAGCACCCAAAAUGGCAUUUAAUUUCACUCCAACCGCUACGCCCACAGCUGGUGUAUUCAAUUUUAGCUCGAAUGCCGCCGCCGCCGCUGGCGCUGCUGGCGGCAGCAACGCGCUGCCAAAGCCGGCGUUUAACUUUACGGACGCCGCACCGCAGACGUCGGCAUUUAAUUUCUCAGCGAAUUCAGCAACUGCUGGUAAUACGGGAAGCCGCGAUUCAGUAAGAUCGGAACGACUUUUCCAGUUUGGGGCAACUGGGCCAUCAACGGAUGCUGGAGCAUCAUCCUCCAUGAUGCCAGCAACCAAUAAUCAAAUGUUCAAUUUUACCGCCACAGCUCAGCCCAUGCAGUCAACGCCAAGCGCCGCACCGUUCCAAUUUAAUGCCGGUUCGCCCGCGUCAUCCAAUAUAUUCGCUUUCAAUCCACCACCAAACGCUGGCGGCCCCAUGCAGAAUUCUCGCCGGAAGAUGCGCGCUACAACACGUCGAAUGCCGCCUCGGUAGAAAUGGAAAUGGGGGCAGCAACAGUAGCAGCCGCCAACGCCAACGAUG